This is a messenger RNA of Naumovozyma dairenensis CBS 421, 1152 nucleotides long. RefSeq names its product inositol phosphorylceramide synthase (gene AUR1). The coding region runs from base 1 to 1152 and encodes 383 amino acids. Gene Ontology annotation, molecular function: inositol phosphoceramide synthase activity. Lineage: Eukaryota; Fungi; Ascomycota; Saccharomycetes; Saccharomycetales; Saccharomycetaceae. Gene Ontology annotation, biological process: sphingolipid biosynthetic process; inositol phosphoceramide metabolic process. Gene Ontology annotation, cellular component: inositol phosphoceramide synthase complex. The transcript has a single exon. The record is from RefSeq and is a predicted model, not a curated record.
AUGCCAUCCUUUUUCACACGAUGGUUUCUUUCUGAAAAACCAUAUGACGGUGCUACUGUUGCUGAUUUACAAACAAGCCUGGAUCCCAAGAUUACAAUAGAUAGACUAAAAUCCUACCAGUUCACAAAAAAAGAUCUUUUACAUUACACAUUUUUGGGUGGUAUACUACUAUUUGUCUUCAUCACAAAUCCUGCAAAAUGGAUCUAUAAAAUAUUAUUCUAUAUUUUCAUGGCAAUAUGCUUCAUCAUACCAAUCACUUCCCAAUUCUUCUUCAAUGCUUUACCCAUUUGGGCUUGGCUUGGUCUUUACUUCACAUCUUCUUAUUUCCCAGCCUCCAAGAGGCCUCCCAUCACAGUGAAAGUGUUACCUGCCAUUGAAACCAUAUUAUAUGGAGAUAAUUUAAGUAAUAUCUUAGCUACUUCCACAAACAAAAUAUUAGAUAUACUCGGUUGGAUUCCCUAUGGAAUAUGUCAUUUCGGUGCACCAUUCGUCGUGGCAAUUAUUCUUUUCUUAUUUGGUCCACCAACCACUUUACAAAGUUAUGCAUUUGCAUUUGGUUACAUGAAUCUAAUUGGUGUCAUCAUUCAAAACAUUUUCCCCGCAGCUCCACCAUGGUAUAAAAAUUUAUACAAUUUGAACCCAGCCAAUUACUCCAUGCAUGGUUCUCCAGGUGGUUUGGAAAGAAUUGAUAAAUUAUUUCAUAUCAAUAUAUAUACUAAAGGUUUCACAAAUUCAUCUGUCAUCUUUGGUGCUUUCCCAUCAUUACAUUCAGGUUGCGCCACAAUGGAAGCUUUAUUUUUCUCAUAUUGUUUCCCUAAUUUUAAAUUCAUAUUCAUAAUUUAUGUCGUAUGGCUUUGGUGGGCUACAAUGUAUUUGACUCAUCAUUAUUUCAUAGAUUUGAUGGCUGGCUCUGUCAUUUCUUUGAUCAUUUUCCAAUACACUAAAUAUAAUCAUUUACCACUGGUAGAUACCAGUUUGUUCUGUAGAUGGUCAUAUGCAACUAUUGAAAAAUAUGAUCAAAUUAAAAUGAACCCUUUGAAUAAUAAUAGUAUUGAAGAUUUGGAAAAUUAUGUGGAAAAUGUCCCAUUACAAGAAAUUGAUUUUGAAAUUGAUGACGAUAAUGGCCAUACAGAAGAGGAAGAACAGUUAUAG